AUGGCUUUCGUGGGCCCUCCAGCCUUGCCCGGUUUUUCACAUAACACUCAUAAUACACAACAUUUCACUUGGACAGCUGGCUUUCCCCAUAUAUCACGAUUCGACUCUCACGGCAGUCUUCAAAGACUAAACGACAUUAAUUUGCAUCCGAGGGUAGAUGAUUGCCCUUAUGACGAUAUCAAUGCCUUGAAAACCUUGGACAGCAUCGGUGCACAACAAGCAACUCCCGAAAGCAAACGCCCUCCCCAGACUCGUUCUCCUUGUCCACAGAUACAAAUAAACCAGCACGAGGACCAUCUCCGUGAUGAUGUUUCCUCCAAGAACACCAAACCUGAUCGCCCUUUCUAUAGAUGGAUGAGAUCUCUCCAUCGAAGAGUCAGCCAUAGAGGUUAUGAAGAGGAAGCUUGGCAGGUUGAUGACGGAUGGAAACAUUCCGGGUCAAGUAGGACUUACCAUCGAUCCCUCCGUCAAAAACUCAGUCGUCGUUUAUCGUCUUCGGGGUCAUCACUUGGCUUGAUAGCAGCAGUUCAGAGUGCCAGUAUCAGCAUCACUAGUGCAAGUGCUCUUUCGCGCUCGCGCUCGCGCUCGCAUCGAAACCCUUCUUAUUCACAUUGUCGAUCACGAACUGAACGAAGUAGUCGGGCAUCAUUGUCUGCCCCACGGUUUUCUGAGGAUAGUGUUCCUCUGGACAAGGUGAAGAUGGAUGUCACAGCCAUACAUCGUGCUCUACGACGCCGGCAGAUCCUGGAGGAGCUCAUCAGUACGGAAGAAAGUUACAUUGGCGAUAUUCGCUUCCUCAUACAUACCUAUAUAAACAUGCUUGCCGCUCUGCCAACUCUGCCUGAGCGGUUGCGUUCGUCCAUUAACCACAACCUCGAUCAAAUCCUCCAGCUCCACGAAGAAAUAUUAGGUGAAUUACACCGAGCAGUUCCACAUUCCGAGUACAGCCAAGCAGAUCAUCCAGCUGUAUCCUCCAAAUCAACCACUCGCAAAAUCGGACACCGUCGGCUGCCGAGUCUGGAUACGCUUCCAGAGGAUCCGACCGGCCUUCAAUGGCUUGAGAUGGAACCAGGAAUGUUCUCUGAACCUCAAGUAGCAGCGGAAGCUGCCAAGAUCUUCAGUAAAAGGAUGCAUCAGUUCUUCGUUUAUAAAGAAUAUGGUGCAAAGUAUGAGAUAAUGAUCAAGGACGCUACUUCAGCUCUUGAGAACCUGCCGGAAUGGGAAAUUCACCAGAAGGGACUUGAAGCGUUCGCCUUCACUAUGGAGUCCUCUCCAUCAGGUGGUGGUAGUAGAAAAUCUCUUACUAUAGGUGAUCUCCUUGUCAAGCCUAUUCAGCGAAUCUGCAAAUAUCCUCUUCUGUUUGCAGAAUUAUUAAGAUGUACUCCUGUUUUCGACUGUCCAAAUUCUCAUAUGGAAGUUGAAACUGCUUUGAUGAGGCUUCGAGAAGCCACAUCCGAGAUCAAUCGUUCAGCUAAGGACAAUCUGAUGAAAGGUACUCUUGAAAAGACUUGGUUGUUACAAGACCGCAUCGUAUUUCCCAACAGGAGACUCGAUGCAAAUUCGAAGAAUCAGGUUCGUUCAUUCGGACAUAUUCAGUUGUGCGGAGUCUUGCAUGUAUGUUGGCAAACACCAACAGGCAUUGAUGGCCAGUAUAUGAUCUGCCUCCUCUAUAGAGACGUUUUCUGCCUUGCCUCUGGUGGUAAAUUCGAUCCCAUCUAUACAAUUCUGGCCUGCAUUGAUAUGCACAGCGUAACUGUGGAAGACACCGACAAUAGGCGUGGCCUGCAAUGUCAUCUGGCGCCUUUCUCGUGGAAGCUGGUCUUUGAGAGUGACCAUCAAUUAUAUGAAUUGGUCAUGACGGCCUGUACCCCCAAAGAAGAGAGCGAGUGGCGAAGCCGACUGAGCCGACCUCGUGCCCUAGAGCUUGAUGUGAAGGCCCCUGGUCUUCAAGUAUUCCUCUCUCUUGAUAUCCAGAGCCUAGGUACCGUCUUCGGUCGACCAGGAACAAUUGCACGAAGCCUAUCGACUCAUCAAACAUCCGUCGGGGGUCCUGAAUCACCUCUAUGUCACGUUAUUUUGAAAAACACGACUGCCAUAAGACCUAGUACCAGUAUAGGGAGUGGGCUCAAUCGCUCCCAAUCUUUGUUGUCAACUAAAGUCAGAACACCAGUUCUGGUAUCAUCUCGGGGUGAAAGAGCGCGGCUCGAGGUGCUUCUCGCCGAUGUCUGGAGUCAAGAUGUUCUUCCCCUUCCUAGCAUGACGAAUAUCGCCCGGAAUGAGCAGAUAAUCCGGCGGUCUGCAUCAAUGAUGAUGAGAAAAUUGAGUGUGUCCAGCAUGGCCAGGAGAUCAGGAAGUGUGACACGCCGAGUUACAGAAGACCCAUCAAGCGAUGACCAAACCCCCCAGACAAGUCUGUCCAGCGACAGUGGCUUUGACAUCUUCGACAGGAUUGGUCGUGAGGAGAGUUCUCAGUCCUACACGACGAAAAGCCCAAUACCGCCAGAUGCUCGAGAGUUCGGCGAAGAGGACUGCAUCCCGGUGACCAAAUCUCCCAAACUCGAGCUUACCCAAAUAUCAGAACUGGAGCCUCUUGGUUUAAUGGAAAUAUUUUCAGACAAGCAAUCUGGAAGCGGAACCGGGAAAGUGACAGCUCUAAAAAAGUCUACAACUGGCCAACUCCAGACGGGCUCUUGUCAAGACUUGCGAAGGACGGAGACAAACGCCACGGCAAAGAAAAGUCUGCCCUCCUGUACCGAUGUACAGGAAAAGGAUGAUCAUUUAGCAAAGGGCAGAAGUUUUAGAGGCAAAAGAAAACACACGGGCAUCCGCAGGUUCUUCCGGUGA
Messenger RNA from Fusarium sp. VM40, 2844 nucleotides. NCBI's taxonomy places the organism in Eukaryota, Fungi, Ascomycota, Sordariomycetes, Hypocreales, Nectriaceae. The record is from the annotation of a GenBank genome assembly.